AUGCCAGCAACCGAUUUUCCUUCUGUUCAUCCACAUGUAAUCAAGGAUGAGGAUGCCUUCAAAUUAAAGGUCAAAAUGUUGGAAGCACUUCAAGAUAAUGAAAUAGCUUCAGGGCUAGUAGGGUUUGAUGUGGACAUUGAUGAUUCACUCCAUGAUAAAUAUAAAAAGCUUCAAUGUGAAAUGGUCCCACUUCCUCAUGAUAGUGAAGAUUAUCAGUUAGUUGAGAAGUAUCUCCAAACUACACAUGCCCCUACACAAACAGAUUGGGCACUUGAACUGGAAGAAGUUUUUACAGUUGAAAUACAAGGAGAGUUUGAUAAGUUUGUUCCAUAUAAAAAUAAAUUCAAGAACAAGAUACUCCUUCGGCAGAUGAGUAGUGCUGCAGGUAAGGCUCCUGCACCAGUUUUACCAAAAGGGAAUCAGGGUAACGGAUGUUUGCCCUGGGCCAAUAGAGACAUCAAAUGCACCUGCUACAAGCACAACAUCCAAGGAGAUGUUCCAAAUGCCGAAAGUCUGGCUGCUGCUCUUGUAAGGAAGGUAGAUCCGACUUUGGACAUGGAGGCUGAUGAAGGAGACAAUUACACACAUAUUCAAGUAAGAAACAGAGUUGGAUGA
Molecule: messenger RNA, 615 nt
Organism: Lactuca saligna
Lineage: Eukaryota; Viridiplantae; Streptophyta; Magnoliopsida; Asterales; Asteraceae
Source: the annotation of a GenBank genome assembly